Beta vulgaris subsp. vulgaris (sugar beet) is the source of this 1391-nucleotide messenger RNA. RefSeq lists its product as hypothetical. The record is from RefSeq and is a predicted model, not a curated record. Lineage: Eukaryota; Viridiplantae; Streptophyta; Magnoliopsida; Caryophyllales; Amaranthaceae. The transcript is spliced from 6 exons. Gene Ontology annotation, cellular component: chloroplast thylakoid membrane; chloroplast envelope. Bases 97 to 1125 code for a protein of 342 amino acids.
AUUUUCCAAAAAAAAAAAAACAUGGCUUGGCUAUGACAUUUUGAUAGACAUAGAGAUAGAUACUAAAGGUGAAGGUGGGUGUGAGAAUUGAGAAGGAUGGCGAAAAUGGUAUGGUCAAGCUCAACAUCAACAUCGGAAUUAUGUAGAAGAGGAGGCAUACGCAUACGCAUGCCUAUUCCUGUUUCUCUCUCCUCAAACUCAAAUGGCGGCUCUCUGCUCUCCUUUGUUCCUAUUCACCAAUUCCGAGGACAACGGCCCAUUUCAUAUUCAGCCAUUUCAUAUUCAGUGAAAACGCGAGCAUCAAAAAGAGAAAGAGAGAUUGAGAAGAAACAGGAAGCAGAAGAAGAAGAAAUAGAAGAAGUUGAAGAAGAGGUUCCAUGGAUACAAGAAAAGGCUUUGGAUUUAGUGGAGUUUACUGGUUCUGUUACUCAGGCUAUUCCUGGCCCUAGAGUCGCCCAUACAUCUUUUCCUUGGUUUCUUGUUCUUCCUGUUGCUUUUAUUGGCUUCACUUUUGUAACUAGCUUUGUCAAAACCCUCAAAAAGUUAUCUUCUCCAAGAGAACAGCGUCGUAAGAUGGUUAACAAAAAUGCGAUGCUAAUCAAGUCAAUUGAUCAACUCUUUGAACAAGGCAGAGAUGCUCUUCAGCCUUCUGCUUUGGACGAUAUCGUCAACAAGACAGGUUUUGGCAUGGACGAUAUUCUGCGCAAGUACAUCCGUUACGCAUUCAAUGAUAAACCAUUCAAUGGAGACACAGUUGCAGACUUAAUUCAACUAAGGAAAGCCUCAAUGUUGACUCAUUCUCAAGUUGCUCAAACUUUAAAUGAAAUUUCAAGACGAAUUGUCAAGGACAAAGGUCCUGUUGUCAUGGAUGCUUCGGGUUAUACUGAAAGGGGUUUCAAGAGAAAGCUUGCAGUUCAGGCUCUCUUUGGGAAGGUUUUCUAUUUGUCUGAGCUGCCAGAGUUCUGUUCAAGAGACAGCUCUUUAAUUGUGAAGGAAAUUUUUGGGGUUACAGAUGAAGACGCAGAAAUGCUACGGAUACACACUCUUUCUAACUCUGGAGACAUAGAAACGCUUGAGAAGAUGAUUGAAGAUAGAUCUGAUUCAGAUGAUAAUAGUGAAAGCUGAGCAUAAUAAUUUAAUAUAAUCUAAGUGCAUAUUGCUAUGCUGUAAGAGCUUUUCAGUUCCUUAUGAUGGCUCUCUAAAAGUUGAAUCGUUCUAGAAGUCUUGUGCGUAAGAUUUAGGAAGAGACCUCUUUUCUCGAACGGAUCUCCGGCCAAGUUACACUUUUUUUAUAAACCAAAUUAUAGAUUCUUCUAAGUUCAGACCAAUAACUCAAAUUUUGAUGUACCAUGAGAAGUCAUGGACUUGAAUACAGUAUUGAUUGCCUCGAA